This is a messenger RNA of Monosiga brevicollis MX1, 2261 nucleotides long. RefSeq lists its product as uncharacterized. The record is from RefSeq and is a predicted model, not a curated record. Bases 1 to 2139 code for a protein of 712 amino acids. The transcript has 11 exons. Gene Ontology annotation, molecular function: protein binding. Lineage: Eukaryota; Choanoflagellata; Craspedida; Salpingoecidae. Gene Ontology annotation, cellular component: post-mRNA release spliceosomal complex; precatalytic spliceosome; U2-type catalytic step 2 spliceosome. Gene Ontology annotation, biological process: mRNA splicing, via spliceosome; spliceosomal complex assembly.
AUGGCGUCGGACGGCAGCCGACCGGCCAAGAUGGCCAAGGUGAGCGCAACUCUUUCUGGUCCCUGCCCUGGAUCACUGAGUCAUCAAGUGGGGGACAUGACUGUUGAGGUGGCAUCGCGGGGAUCAGGAACACAAAUAAGGGUUGUCUUCUGCAUUCAGGCUUUGGGGGUCAAGAACAAACAUGCGGCCACCAUUCAGAUUUCGGCCGAACAGCUUCUGCGCGAGGCAAACGAACGACAGAUCGAGUAUGUGGCUCCCGUGCCCAAGCAAAACAUUACCGAUCCGCAGGAGCUAGAGGAGUUCAAGCUGAAUCGUCGCAAGAACUAUGAGGAUAACAUCCGCUCCCGACCCGAUGAGAUGCCCAACUGGGUCAAGUACGCCGUGUGGGAAGACUCCCAGGGCGAAACGGAACGUGCUCGAUCAGUGUUUGAGCGCGCCUUGGACGUCAAUCAUCGUGCCAUCACCGUCUGGCUCAAGUAUGCCGAAAUCGAGAUGAAAAAUCGCCAAGUCAACCACGCCCGCAACAUUUUCGAUCGAGCCGUCCUCAUCCUGCCGCGCGUCAACCAGUUUUGGUUCAAGUACACGUACAUGGAGGAAAAGCUCGGCAACAUUGCUGGCGCCCGCCAGAUCUUUGAGCGUUGGAUGGAGUGGCAUCCGGAUGAGGACUGCUGGUUUGCCUACAUCAACUUUGAAAUGCGCUACGGCGAAGUGGAGCGCGCUCGUGGCAUCUAUGAGCGCCUCAUUGUGGAUCACUGUGAGCCAAAACACUGGAUCAAGUACGCCAAGUUUGAGCUCAAGAACCGUGAAAAUGACAAAGCCCGCGAGGUCUUUGAGCGCGCGGUCGAAUUUUUUGGCGAGGACCACCUGGACGAAACGCUUUUCAUUGAGUUUGCCCGCUUCGAAGAGCGCCAAAAGGAAUACGAGCGCGCCCGUGUCAUCUACAAAUACGCGCUCGAUCGCAUUCCCAAGGAGCAGGCCAAGCAACUCUUUGACGCGUACACUUCUUUCGAGAAGCGUUUUGGCAACCAAGACGGCAUCGAAUCCGUCAUCCACAACAAGAGGCGCUUCCAAUACGAGAAGGAGAUCAAAGAGAACCCACACAACUACGAUGCCUGGUUUGAUUAUAUUCGCCUUGCAGAAUCAGAGGGUGAUGUUGCCAAGGCACGGGACAUCUACGAGCGCGCCAUCGCCAAUGUGCCCCUCGAUCAGGACAAGCGGUAUUGGCGCCGAUACAUUUAUUUGUGGGUGUAUUACGCCGUCUUUGAAGAAUUGACCGCCAAGGACGCCGAUCGAACACGGGCGGUGUACCAGGCUUGCUUGCAGUUGUUGCCACACAAGACUUUUACUUUUGCCAAAGUCUGGCUCUACGCAGCGCAGUUUGAGAUUCGCCAGAAGAACCUCAAGGCCGCGCGUCAGCUCCUUGGUCGGUCACUCGGACUGUGCCCCAAGGAUAAGCUUUACAAGGGCUACAUCGAGCUUGAACUUGAGCUGCGCGAAUUUGAUCGAUGCCGAACGCUCUACAAUAAGUAUCUCGAGUUCAAUCCGGCUACGUGCCAGACCUGGGUUCAGUAUGCUGAGCUUGAGGCCGUUCUCGGGGACUACGAGCGCGCCCGUGCCAUCUUUGAGCUGGCCAUCGAUCAACCUCUGCUUGACAUGCCCGAGAUUCUUUGGAAGGCUUACAUUGAUUUUGAGAUUGAGCAAGACGAGGUCGAACGCGCCCGUCAGCUGUACGAGCGAUUGCUGGAGAAGACAUCCCAUGUGCGGGUCUGGAUUUCGUAUGCGCAAUUCGAGGCGUCUCUCGAAGUGGAAGACAAUGCUGACCGUGCCCGCGAGGUGUUUCGACAAGGCCACAAGGAGGUCAAAAAGCAAGGCGACAAGGCAGCUCGCAAGGUGUUGCUUGAUGCCUGGAAAGCCUUUGAAGAGGAGCAGGGUGAUGCCGAUGCACUCAAGGAGGUCACGGGCCUCAUGCCCAAGCAAAUCAAGCGCCGCCGCGAAGUGUUUGCUGAAGAUGGCACGAGCGACGGCUGGGAGGAAUACUGGGAUUACGUGUUCCCAGAUGAGGAAACGACCAAGCCUCAUCUCAAGCUGCUCCAGAUUGCUCAGCAAUGGAAGCAAAAACAGCAGGCGGAGGAGGCGUAGGUUCGGUCCGCCCGGACGGGCUUUUGCUGCCACCUUCUUUUCUUUCCAUCGUUCUUCCAGACCUCUGUCGAUUGUGUGCUCGCACGAGGCUCGCUCACUGGCUCAAUCGAUACACAAUGCUC